Hirsutella rhossiliensis is the source of this 1260-nucleotide messenger RNA. Its product is annotated as MOZ/SAS family domain-containing protein. Lineage: Eukaryota; Fungi; Ascomycota; Sordariomycetes; Hypocreales; Ophiocordycipitaceae. Gene Ontology annotation, molecular function: histone acetyltransferase activity. The record is from RefSeq and is a predicted model, not a curated record. The coding region runs from base 1 to 1260 and encodes 419 amino acids. Gene Ontology annotation, biological process: regulation of DNA-templated transcription. The transcript has 4 exons.
AUGAGGGUUGAUACGCCGAGUGGUGAGGCGGCUGUCGGGUCGGACGCACCGCGAGAAAAGGGCAAGGCGUCUCCCGAAACUCUGAGGACGGGCUGCAUUGCCUGGGUGGAGAAGGAAGGCCAACCGCGGCGAGCCGAGAUCCUCAGUAUCAAAGAAACGAAGAGUGGCAAGCAUUUCUAUUGCAACUUCGACAACUUUAACAAGCGACUGGAUGAAAAAGGGCAACCUGAACGAUUCAAAAUCCAAGAAAGCGCCGUCAGUACAAACGAAAAAGGCCCCAGUUUCGACGAAGGCACAAAAAACGCCCCGGAAAGAGGGGAGCAGUCGGUUCACUCUGAGGCCACAACUCCUCAUCCUUGGACAGAAUUCGUGGAGUCUCAAACCCGAAAAUCAUCGUCGAUUGGACCCGAUGGCGAUCCCCAGACAUUCACCAGCGUCGGGGCUAGUGCUACGCCGGCCGCCACCGACGAGCUGGACGCGGACGAGGAGGAAGUAAGGAAUUAUGAAGAAAGCGGGUUCAGUCGCGAAGAGGAAAUCGAGAAGUUGAGAACCUCAGGUUCUAUGAGUCAAAACCCCGCCGAAAUUUCGCGAGUACGAAAUAUCUCGAGAGUCCAAUUCGGGAAGAACGACUUGUUUCCGUGGUACUUUUCCCCCUAUCCAGAAGUGUUCAGCCAGGAUGACGUCAUCUUCAUCUGCGAAUUCUGCUUGAGUUACUAUGGUGACGAGAAGGCAUUCCUGCGACAUCGCAGAAAGUGCACGCUGCAACACCCACCGGGAUACUUCUCCAAAGAGAAGGAGAGUGCGGACGGAUACAACGUGGCUUGUAUCAUGACUCUGCCGCAGCACCAGAGGAAGGGAUACGGAAGGUUGCUGAUUCAGUUCUCAUACGAGCUAUCCAAGAUCGAAGGCAAGCUAGGAUCACCGGAAAAGCCGCUUUCAGAUCUGGGCCUCUUGAGUUAUCGCCAGUACUGGUCCGAAAACAUACUCGAUCUGCUGCUAGGCUACAACGAGCGAGACGACAGAGUGACGAUAGAGGUGAUUUCCAAAACUCUAGCCAUGAUGACUCAGGAUGUCGAACACACCCUGCAAGCAAUGAAUAUGCAAGUCUAUCACAAGAGCGACCACAAGAUCGUCAUCCCCGACAAGCUCAUCAAGCAAAGGGAGAAACAGAAGCAGAAGCAAAAAAGAUCUCUCGACCCGGCCAGGAUACAGUGGAAGCCGCCAGUGUUUACAGCCUGGAGCCGGACGUGGGGCUGGUAA